Malus domestica (apple) is the source of this 1564-nucleotide messenger RNA. RefSeq names its product aluminum-activated malate transporter 8-like. Gene Ontology annotation, biological process: malate transport. Lineage: Eukaryota; Viridiplantae; Streptophyta; Magnoliopsida; Rosales; Rosaceae. The record is from RefSeq and is a predicted model, not a curated record. Gene Ontology annotation, cellular component: plant-type vacuole membrane.
AUAACUUGUUAAGAAAGGAAAACCAUCUUUCUUCAAACCUUUCAGACCUUUUAAUCCAGUUUGUCGCCAAACUGAAAAUAUGGAGAUCACCAAGUUAGAAACUGCAGGGGAAGAGAAGGUCAGGUUUUUCUCGCGGCUGUGCAGAUGGCUCAAGGCCUUGCUCGGAAAGUUGAGUACCAAGGUUGUCAAAGUUGUGAAGAGCAUUAUAAAGCUAGGACAAGACGACCCAAGGAGAGUAACUCACUCUCUAAAAGUGGCUUUGGCUCUUACAUUGGUGUCCAUAUUAUACUACUGGAGAGUCCUUUUCGAUGGUAUUGGGAUUGCUGGAAUCUGGGCGGUGAUAACCGUGGUAGUAGUGUUUGAAUUCACUGUAGGUGCAACCCUCAGCAAAGGUUUAAAUAGAGGUUUUGCAACAUUCAUUGCUGGUGCUCUUGGCCUUGGAGCUACUCACAUAGCUAGUCUUUUUGGAGUGAAAGGAGAACCCAUUGUGCUUGGGAUCUUUGUCUUCCUACUAGCUGCAGCAUCUACAUUCUCACGGUUCUUCCCACGGAUAAAGGCGAGAUAUGACUAUGGGGUGUUGAUAUUCAUAUUAACAUUUAGCAUGGUGACUGUCUCGGGGUACCAUGUUGAAGGGAUCUUGGAGAUGUCAAAUCAGAGACUCUUAACAAUUGCAAUAGGUGGAGGAACCUGCAUGAUCAUAUCAGCUUUUGUUUGUCCAGUAUGGGCUGGUGAAGAUCUGCACAAGCUGAUAUCUUCCAAUAUAGAAAAUCUUGCAAACUACCUAGUUGGUUUUGGUGGUGAAUAUUUUCCAUUACCUAAGGAUGGAAAGUCUGCAGGCAUUGUCUCCAAAAGUAAGGAAUCAUUUCUUCAAGGAUAUAAGAGUGUCCUCAACUCAAAAAGCAGUGAAGAAUCCUUGGCAAAUUUUGCAAGAUGGGAACCAGGACAUGGCCAUUUUAAAUUUCGCCAUCCAUGGAAGCAGUACUUGAAGAUCGGUGCCCUUGCCAGGCAAUGUGCCUACCAGAUUGAAACUUUAAAUGGUCACAUCAACUCAGAUGUACAAGUUCCACCAGAAUUUUUACAGAUAAUUCAAGACUCCUGCAAAACUAUGAGUAUUGAGUCUGGAAAAGCGCUAAAAGCAUUAGCCGUAGCAAUCAAAACCAUGGAAGAACCAAAAGAUGCUUGUGAACAUUUGGAGAACUCCAAGACUGCAGUCAAAGACCUCAAAAUUGCACUCAAAGCUGCAUCACUAGAAACUGCAGACAUACUUGCAAUUGUACCAGCUGCAACAGUUGCUUCAAUACUAGUUGAGAUUGUGAAAGGGGUAGAAAAAAUUUCUAAAUCAGUUCAUGAGCUUUCUGAACUAGCACACUUCAAAAAAGCUGUGGAGUGCACUGUAUCACAAGAGAAGCCACUGUUGCUGCACAGGGGAAGCGUUAACCCUGUGCUUUUGGAUGGUGAAGAUGCCCAUGUUAUAAUCACCGUAGGUGAAACAAACAUUGGUUCCCAAGAAAAUGAGAUUAAUCCUCAGGCACCAAAAGGCCCAAAACCAAGGGAGGAAGCGUAA